Molecule: messenger RNA, 3400 nt
Organism: Neoarius graeffei (lesser salmon catfish)
Lineage: Eukaryota; Metazoa; Chordata; Actinopteri; Siluriformes; Ariidae
Gene: cab39l
Product: calcium binding protein 39-like
Exons: 9
Coding region: 315-1319 (334 amino acids)
Biological process (GO): intracellular signal transduction
Molecular function (GO): protein serine/threonine kinase activator activity
Source: RefSeq, a predicted model, not a curated record
AAGGAGUCGACUCAUCUGAAGCUUGUGAUGUAAACCAGUAUGAAUCGCGCUGACAUGAAGUCGACUCGUUUCGAGUGAAAUUGUGCGCUGCUUUCUUAAAAAAAAAAAAAAUUCUACGCGGUUUUAAUUCGCUCAUACGCACUUUCCGCUGACGUUUCUCUCAGCCACACACACACACAGAGUGCUGGCGUGACCAGAAAAAGAGCUGCUCGGUAACAGUGAAGCAGGAGACGAAAACAGUCUAAACAAGGCCGUGGCCGCGGUUCUGAGAGAGAGACUGAGAGACCGAGCAAGAGAGACACUGGGCUCCAACCAUGCCACUGUUUGGUAAAUCUCACAAGGGUCCCACGGACAUUGUGAAGGCUCUGAAGGACAACCUGUCCAUCCUGGUGAAGCAGGACAAGAAGACAGAGAAGGCCUCAGAGGAGGUGUCUAAAUGUUUGGUGGCGAUGAAGGAGAUCCUGUACGGCACCAACGACAAGGAGCCACACACGGAGACGGUGGCCCAGCUGGCCCAAGAGCUGUACAACAGCGGCCUGCUCAUUUCCCUGGUGGAGAACCUGCAGGUCAUCGACUUUGAGGGGAAGAAGGACGUGUGUCAGAUCUUCAACAACAUCCUACGCAGGCAGAUCGGCACCCGCAGUCCCACAGUGGAAUAUUUCUGUUCCCAUCAGGAAGUGCUCUUCAUCCUGCUCAAAGGGUAUGAGACUCCUCAGGUGGCGCUGAACUGCGGCAUCAUGUUGCGCGAGUGCAUCCGGCAUGAACCGCUCGCCAAAAUCAUCCUGCACUCAGAGCAUUUCAACGAUUUCUUCAGCUAUGUGGAAAUGUCCACGUUUGACAUUGCCUCUGAUGCAUUCGCCACCUUCAAGGACCUUCUUACAAGACACAAGGUUCUAGUGGCGGAAUUUUUAGAACAAAACUAUGAUGCGGUCUUUGAGAACUAUGAGAAACUGCUGCACUCUGAAAACUACGUGACAAAGAGGCAGUCACUGAAGCUGUUGGGUGAGCUGCUGCUGGACAGACACAACUUCACUGUGAUGACGAGGUACAUCAGCAAGCCAGAGAACCUCAAACUCAUGAUGAACCUGUUGAGAGACAAAAGUCCCAAUAUUCAGUUUGAGGCGUUCCACGUCUUCAAGGUGUUUGUGGCUAACCCUAACAAAACGCAGCCCAUCAUAGACAUCCUUCUGAAGAACCAGACGAAGCUCAUCGACUUCCUUAGCAACUUCCAGAAGGAUCGUACGGACGACGAGCAGUUUAACGAUGAAAAGACGUACCUCAUUAAACAGAUACGAGACUUAAAGAAACCCGCCUCCUAAACCUUAGCUAGCAAUCGCGUUAUUAAUCACCUCUUCUUUUUACUGAGGAAAAAUAAACAAAAAAAAUCACAAAAAUCUAUUAACAAUAAUAAUUCUAUUUAAGAUCUUAAACAUUUGUCUUUUCUUAGUCAUGAGGCUCGCAUAUGAUAGUUUUCAAUCACUGAUGUUCAGGUUUUUUUUUGUUUUGUUUUUUACUUUCAUUCAUAAGACAUAUAUAUUUUGUUAGUUUUAUCAUUGAGUUGUGUGCCACAAUAGGAUGUUAAAAAAAAAAAAAAGAAAAAGGAAAAAAAAAAAAGUUUCAGGAAGAACCAAAGCUGGUAGUAGCCUCUAGAGAUGUGGGGGAGUCACGAGGACCUAAGUGAAUGAUUGACACUUUUUUGGUUUUUCCUUUCCGAUGAGCUCGUAUUUUCACACGCGCAGAUCCGAGUGCAGUUCUCUCUCUCUCUCUCUCUCUCUCUCUCACACACACACACACACACACACACACACCGGCAGUUUGGCCUCGCUCUUGUACAGUUUGUAGCUGUAGUAGUGGAGUUGUAGGAAGGGAGGAUGCAUUCCCCAGUUAUUUAUAAAAAUGAUUUUCGCACGUUAGUAACGUCAUUCUUGCAUUCCUUUCUGAUGUUCUCUCCCCCACCCCCACUCUCACGCCUCCUGUCACUGAUGGUAUACGCUGAAUUUUCUUACUUUUCACACAUGGCUUACUGCUGACGCUGGAUGCUGGAGGUUUAUUUCAGUAUUUUACUCGUUGGGUUUCAGUCAUGGAUCAGGAGCGCAGUUUAUCAUCCUCCAUGCUUUAAAAACUGAGUUCUCAGAGUUAUGUUUGCAAAACAGGGCUGUGUAACUUUUUUUUUUUUUUUCCCCAAAUUCCUACUUGACAGCAUGUUUACCUAUCAUGUGUUUAAAGCUGGUUUUAGUCUCCUAGUGGGUGCCCUUUUUAUCAAAUGUAAUAAACAUCUAUUGGCACUUUUGUGUAAUGUUUUGCAGUGAGGCUGGAUUUCAGAGUAAUGGUUCUUGAUUUGUACUAUAGUACUAAAGCUAGAGAGUAAUGUGCUAGUACUGUAGCGUAUCCAGUGCUCUAAUAUUCCUAUAGGACCUGCUAUAGGAGUCGUGUAGUCUAAUCUCAUUAAUACUCUUCCUUGUACACAUUUAUUUUGCUGCAGUUCGGCGGAUCUGUGCUGUACCCCUGCAGUACUUCAGUGUAUUUCUGUUCAUUAGCUGGUAUAUUAGCUUUUCAUAGUGAUUUUUGGCAUUUAACUCAAACCUAAACAGGACAGUCGAGGACACGAACGUUGAAAACAGGUGCCUUUUGUUGUGUUUUAAAUGUAUUCCUUUGUGUGUGUGUGGUUUUUUUUUUUUUUUUAAACAGAUCUUUCUAGGGGGAGCUUAAUUUAAUUUUGUUAAUUUUAAAUAUGUUCUAGUAGAGCAUAUUUUGAAUUGAUUAAGCAGUGAACCUCUUAACUCGCUAUAUUUGAGUUACGCUGAAAACUUCACUCUUUCAUCCUUUGCUUUCAUUCACUGCACUUGGUUGGUUGAUUGUAUGAUUGUAUCGUUAGAAUAUUUGGAUUAAGUGGAAAUUGUAUGCUGAGGUGGUCUUGACCCAUGUCAUCACUUCUUUUUUUUUUUUUGCCAAUUAUGUGAAAUUUAUCAAUUAUACAUACUGAUUUUUCAUACUUUCCUGUUUUUGUUAAUAUUUGUAUUUCAUCAUCAGCCUAAGAAACCAAAACUGGAUCAAAAUUCAGUGUCCAAAGUGCAUCACACCCUAUUGGCAGUCCUUCUGCUCCUCCCAGUUUGAUUUAGCAUUCAGAGCUCCGAUGGGCUGCAGGCUGCUCAGUAUUGUGUAAUGUAAACUCGAUCAUGGAACGUUAAACCCUUCAGCAGGGAAACCAUUCAACUGUUAUGCACCAGAGCCGGAUUUAUUCAAUAUCCUCACAUCCUUACGUACACAAGUUACAAUUAAUGGAAAUCAACAUUGAGAUUUCGAGUCCGAAAUCUUUCCUAAUGCCACCCAUGUUGCAUUGCAUCCUUCCUUCUUCAAUGCUAAUUGUACCAUAUCACCAAUAAAGCAAAAUUCGAGCAUU